AUCAUCUAGAACUGAUGGUCAGCAGUGACAGUGAUCCGAGUCCUUCGUCGGGAUCGUCCUCAUCGUUAUCGGUUCGGCAGCACCUAAGGACACCAAAGUGUGCCCGCUGUCGGAAUCACGGUGUGAUUUCGUGUCUUCGUGGACACAAAAAACUGUGCCGGUGGCGAGAGUGUUGCUGUCAGAGCUGCCAGCUGGUGGUUCAGCGGCAAAGGAUUAUGGCCGCUCAGGUUGCCCUCAGGAGGCAACAGCAGUCCUCGUCGUCGGCGGGUGCGUUCCAGGGAGGUGCUAUUGGCUGCGCCACAGGGGAGCCUCCUGGAGCGGGGAGAGUUUUUAACAUGGAGGAAUUGAUCAUUCAGAAACAAAUCUACAGCCAGCAGUUGAAGGGGGUUCAGAAAUCGAAGAUGGCCAACCGGAAUAUGCUUUACGAUUGCCGCAAAUUCGCUUCCCUCUUCGAGUCACCGCUGACGGAACGAAUCCGCAAGCGGCGAGCGUUCGCCGACAGUGGCCUAAUGAGUGCGCCGAUUCUACUGCCAGCUCUACCGACCACCGCCGCCACUAGCAGUUCUCCGUUCGUUCCACUGAAGCCACUGGUACUGCCUCCACUAGAAUUCGUCCAGCAAAGCCUGCGACUGGCGGAAUUCACGCCACCUGAGACACGGACUGCGUCGGCUGUUGUAACAGACCGGAAACCUAAGCUGUCAUUUUCGAUAGAAUCAAUCAUCGGAGUGAAAUAAAAUGUAACGCUUCGUGCUUUGUU
Wyeomyia smithii (pitcher-plant mosquito) is the source of this 757-nucleotide messenger RNA. RefSeq names its product doublesex- and mab-3-related transcription factor 2 (gene dmrt11E). The coding region runs from base 15 to 734 and encodes 239 amino acids. Gene Ontology annotation, biological process: regulation of transcription by RNA polymerase II; sex differentiation. The transcript is spliced from 2 exons. Lineage: Eukaryota; Metazoa; Arthropoda; Insecta; Diptera; Culicidae. Gene Ontology annotation, molecular function: DNA-binding transcription factor activity, RNA polymerase II-specific; RNA polymerase II cis-regulatory region sequence-specific DNA binding. The record is from RefSeq and is a predicted model, not a curated record. Gene Ontology annotation, cellular component: nucleus.